Molecule: messenger RNA, 1819 nt
Organism: Lucilia cuprina (Australian sheep blowfly)
Lineage: Eukaryota; Metazoa; Arthropoda; Insecta; Diptera; Calliphoridae
Product: zinc finger protein 493-like
Exons: 2
Coding region: 89-1483 (464 amino acids)
Source: RefSeq, a predicted model, not a curated record
AUACAAUUUAGUUUCAUUGCGGGUUCUAAAUAAUAACAAACAAAAAUCGGCUGAAAAAUUUCCAAUGUAUUUUUAACUAUUUUACAAAAUGUCACCUGUUUUUACAAAAAUAUUAAUAGAUUUCAUUAAUGAACACGAAAAUAUCGGUUAUGAUAUAUUAUCAGAGUUACAUAAAUUCGAUAUGUAUAUUAAGGGCUAUAAACAUCCGGCAUUUCCCUCGGAUGCCCUUAAUGAAGAACCUAUCGAAUUGGAAUAUUAUAAAAAAUCACUUAAUAAUGAUAAAAUUAUAAUGGAUUAUGCACGUUACUCUUGGAAUUGUCAGGGUGAAAUGAUAUAUAGUUGUCAAAUUUGUGAGAAAAUGAAAGUAACAACAAAUAAAGAUUUCAAUGUUAUGGAUGAGUUUUUGACACAUGUCGAGCAUAUGCAUGGAACGAGCAUUAAACAGGAACAGGAAGAACAAAGAAUGGAUAAACAGACGGAAGAGUUGUGGGUGGGAGAAUUGGAGAGAAUGAAAAAGACUGCUUAUAAAAAACAUAGUGAAGAGUUUCUCAAGGAAAUCGAUGAGAUCCUGGGUGUAGAAGAUUUUGAUGCUAAUGGUAUUUUAAAUUCUUUGGAAUCCCACAAAACUUCAGAACAAGAUAGUAGUUCUGACAUUCUAUCGGAUUCUAGCAAAGAAAAUGCCUUAUCACCCUCUAGCACAACAACAACAACCAACUCUAACGCCAGCUACAGCCCGACCCCAAAAAUCUACAGUAAACCCUGUAAAUUGUCGCAACAAGAACGUCAAACGAAAAGAAAAAAGAAACGUAUUUCGGGUCAAUGUGACAUCUGUAAUCGUACCUUUAAUGAUCUCUACAAUUUGCGUAUACAUAAAAUGAUCCAUACGGGCGAAAAGCCCUUUCAGUGUGAAGAGUGUGGCAAACGUUUUCGCCAAUACAAUAAGCUAAAAAUUCAUUGUAUUACACACACCAAUGAGAAACCCUUUAAAUGUGAUAUUUGUGGUAAAGGUUUUCGUUUUCGCAAUUAUCUAUCCGUACACAAACGUUUGCAUUCUGGUGAAAAUCCCUAUAAAUGUAAAUUUUGUGAAGAAUAUUUUCAUUCACUACACUCAAGACGUUUGCAUACAAAACUCAGGCAUACAGAGGCGAAAACAUUUACCUGCUCGAUUUGUGGUAAAAUCUUGACAGCUCAAUGUUAUUUAACAGCUCACAUGAAGCGGCAUACGAAUCAGCGUGAUUUUAAAUGUGACAAUUGUGGUAAAUGUUUCUUUAGUCAAUCACAACUUAAGGAUCAUCAGUUGGUGCAUACCAACCUAAAGCCGUUUGAGUGUGAUGUUUGUCGCGCCCGUUUUCAGCGUAAAUCGAAUUAUACACAACAUUUGAAAAUACAUACGGGCGAAAAAUCCUAUGUCUGCUCUAUAUGCAAUAAAUCGUUUGCCCAAAAUGCCGGCCUCUACGGUCAUAUGAAGUCACAUGCUAAAUAAAAAUUCUUUAAAAAGAGUAUUUAUUGAAAUUUUUAGCUCUUUGCUAGAGAAACCCCAAACAAGUGCUUUUUUUCUUUUUGAGGGGACAAAGUUGUUGGACAUCACUGUUAAACAGUUAGGAGUGGCAACUCGCUGAAAUUAGCGUCUAAAGUCAAACAGUGAUGUCAAUUAAAUGUUUUGAAAACGUUAACUGUGUUUGCGAAUGCAAUUGGAGCCUUUAUAAUGAAUUGAACCGGAAGAAAAUAUAAGAAAAAUUACGUUUAUAUAUAUAAAAUUAUAUUGUGGAAAUAAUUUUGUUAAGUUUAAAAUCAAAAUGUAAAUAAACAUUAUGAUCAA